This is a messenger RNA of Vidua chalybeata, 916 nucleotides long. RefSeq names its product vitamin K epoxide reductase complex subunit 1-like protein 1. NCBI's taxonomy places the organism in Eukaryota, Metazoa, Chordata, Aves, Passeriformes, Viduidae. The record is from RefSeq and is a predicted model, not a curated record. Gene Ontology annotation, biological process: peptidyl-glutamic acid carboxylation; vitamin K metabolic process. Bases 194 to 724 code for a protein of 176 amino acids. The transcript is spliced from 3 exons. Gene Ontology annotation, molecular function: vitamin-K-epoxide reductase (warfarin-sensitive) activity.
UUAGCAUCUGAUGACCAGGGAACGUUUUGCAGAUGGAAAUAGGCACUGGCGAACGGCAGUCCCGGAAUGUUUACACAGGUUCGAGCAGUGUGGGGCCGGCCGGGGUGGCCGCACCCGCCCAGCGAGCCAAUGAGGAGCGGCCGCGCGUGGGGGGAAGAGCGGGCACACGUGUAGGGCGGAGGUGUGGGGUGAGAUGGUGAGGCCUGGCUAUUUGCGGGUGCCGUUACCCCGCUGGGAGCGGAUGUUUCGGUUCGUGGUGUGUACCGCCGGCAUCCUGCUCUCCCUCUACGCCUUCUACCUGGAGCGCGAGAAGGCCCGCGACAUCCACUACCAGGCCCUGUGCGACCUCAGCGAGCAGCUCCGCUGCUCCGCCGCCCUCACCUCCAGAUGGGGUCGAGGACUUGGUCUGGUGGAUUUCAUCUUUGGAAAGGACAGUGCAAUAAAUAAGUCAAACAGUGUUUUUGGACUAGUGUUUUAUAUACUACAAAUGCUACUUGGUAUCACAGCAAGUGCAAUAGCAAGUCUAAUCCUGAUUAUGUCCUCCAUAGUGUCUCUAGCAGCAUCAUUGCACUUGGCAUGCAUUCUGCACUUCAUUUUGAAGGAGUUUUGCAUUUUGCACGUCAUUGCAUAUUUGCUGAACUUGAUUCUCUUCAUCAUCAACUACAAACGACUAAUUUAUUUGGUUGAGGCCUGGGAUCAGCUACUCCAACCUAAACAGGAAUAAUACCUGUUUGAAGUUUUGAUCUACACGAUGGAAAAAGUAACCUCUAAAGAGAACGCAGAGUUGCUGCACUCACUGCUAGUGUUUUCACAAAAAAUGAUGGUUGGGGUUUGUUCCUUUUUUUUUCUUUGUCUUUAGUAACAAAAAUGGAAUUAAAGCUGAAACCCGAAGUAUGUUCAUUAAACCACUUUUUUA